UCGUUUAAGAUCCGAGAUGCUCAGUGUCAAGCAAGAAGUUUGUUUUGACGCGUCGAAAUUUUCGGUCAAUUUGUGCUUGUACUGGCGGUGAUUUCGGGAGUGUGGAUAAUGUAGUAUUUUAGAAAAACCGACACAUGGAUGUUGGCGCUAAGUGGCCUUGUGCCGUAUGUACGUAUGACAAUUGGCCAGCAGCAUUUAAGUGUACUUUGUGUGGUACACCAAGAAGCUCAACUCUUAUCGAAGAUGAAAUGCAACGUUUGCAUUUGUCGUCUAAAGAUUCUGAAAAAAUUGACGAGUCUUGUGCCGAGGCUGUCUUCGAUUCUACGCAACUUAUAAAGUGCCAGUCAUGUACUUAUCUUAAUCAACGACAAAACUUUAAGUGUGAACAGUGUUUUCAGGUUCUCUGUGACUCACCAGUUUUAGAUGCUGAAGUUUUCAAACAAGCUUCUUCAACAUGGUUAUCCUCUUCUACUACAACAUCUUUGUCACCAUCCGGUAAAUGGACAUGUAUUGAAUGUACAUAUGAAAACUGGCCUAAAACCAAUAUGUGUAGUUGACUAUGAAGAUACUGAGAGCAAGAAUAUUUAAAUUGUAAUCGGCGCCCAAAAUCAAAUAUUUCAUAUAAUACGCCAUUAACUUCUCGUGAUCGUUUAUGGCUGUCAGCAUGCGUUGCUGUGGUAAACGGUGAUCUAGCACCAAUUGAGCGUUACAUACUUGGUAAUGGUAGAAUAGAACGAAAACUAACAAAACAUGAGUGCCGCUAUUUGAAUUCGUAUAUGCAAUCAACUACCAUUUGCGAUAUAUCGACAACUUUUUCAAGUAUUGAUCAUUCUCCAAAACGAUUUGAUGAUGCAAAUUUGAGUCAGCUACCCGGCAGCAGCUGCUAUUCUCAUAAAACAACUAUUCCGAGUUGCGAAAGUGGAAUUGUUUGCAGUAACCUGGACUACACAUCAUCAGGAUAUAAAUUUCGAUCUGGUUGGACAUUGGUGGAUCUAGCACUUCGAUUCUGUCGUACGGAUUUAAUCAACUUAUUUAUUGCUUUAAUUGGUCUACAAGCUACUAGUAGCGCUAUAUCUGUCGGUUCUGGAUCUAAGCAUUCCACACUACCUGUGAAUUCGUCGAGUAUCGCUUCGGUCAUUACUUCAUCGAAUAGUACUACCAUUACAACUAACGUCACAGUGUCCGUUACAACUUCAAAUACUUUUUCAAGCAAUAAUCUACGUAACUCCACAUUAAAUCCUCCAUUUCAAGAUACUCAGCAAACUCACAGUAAAAACAUUCAAGUAAAUCGUAAAUUAAGCAGUCCACUAACAGGAAAUCAAAUACAUCCCUCACUUCAAUUAAUUUUGAAUCGAACACCAGGUAAUAUAAAUAAGACUCAAGUCACUAGAAGUAAGUGGAUGCCGUGUCAAGCUAGCCCUCAUAUUGCUGGUGAAUUACGAGAUCUAUUGGCGAAAACGGUAAAACAUUGUAAAGGAGACUUUCCAUGCGCUUAUUUUUCUGAAUGGGGAACUUUUGCUUUGCCUUAUUCAAUUACAAAGUUUCCUGCUCCAGUAAAACAAUUGCUGUUAUCGGAAUUAUGCGAUAUGCAAGCUCAAUCAGGUUAGUGAUGUUUUUGUUGUGACUUUAUGAGCCGCUUGUUAUCACGUAAGCUAUUCGCCAAUCAAAAUACGACUUAUUCGCUCUCAUACUGUACUAAACCAAUGACGUUCGACCGGUCUGAUCAGCCUAGCGUCCUAUUGGUCCGUUGCUCGUCUAGCCCGUCCAGCUGAGCCCAGAAUGUCAAUAACAGCCUCCACUAUGCGAAUCAUUUGUUUCAGACAUACUGGGUUUAUAUAACAAACAAACAGACCGCAACGCACCAUAAAGUAGGAAAUAACAUCUAUACACAAUAAAGCCAAAAGUGGCUGUGAACGUGAGGCAGUAGUCAAUAAACUGAACAUAGCUUAAGAACAGUAAAUCGUACAAUAAUAAAUCACAGGUCAAAAUAAAGCUUAUAAUAAGAGGAAUAUAAAUAUACAUAAUCUAAUUAUUGAAUAGUUAUACCAUAAGAAUAUAUAAAUAAUAUUAGUCCAUUAGUAUGUCUCAGACGUUACUCGUAAUGUAAUCUUCACUAGGAUAUAACAAUUUUUAAUGUCGAAACUGUAUGAAUUGUUAUAAUUUAGAACACCAAUUUUGCUAUUCAGCAGUCUCGGAUUGACUAAAUUACUGUUUAAUUACUGAUUCGAAAGCGAUAUAAUAAAAGUCACUUUCUGACUUUAAGACGUUUACCUUGUUCAUCAAUGGACAUGCAUAUUCACUAUCAAUUUGAUUAACUCCAAAAAUGAUUCCACUUUCCGAUCACUGGAUUCUUACCUACUGGAUCAGCAGUAACAUAUCUUUUUUGUCUUUCUAAACCCUUACAUGUUUCCGUUUUUUUUUCACUCGACAAGAUUAAAGCUCAGCUGUAUCGAGAACUUAUAAAAUAUAUAGGACACUAAAUUGUAUCAGUUAAUUUUACUGAUUUUGUUCACUGUUCUACUGUGGAUGUCUUUAUUUCUGUCUGUAAAUCCAUCUCAUUUCAUAUUGAUUAUAUCUAAAAAAAGAAACUGUAGAUCUUUGACGCGAAUAUGUAUGACAGUUUUAGAUGUGCGUCAUUGUCAUAGAUGCACAUUACACACCGUAUGUAUAUAUGUGUGUACUUAUUUACUGAUUUCCUUAACGAAAAAAAAACACAAAAUGUGAUUGCAUACACAUUGUUUUACGUAAUACAUAAGCUCUUUAUUAUUUUGGUUAUAUGGAAAACUGCACUUAUCAUGUGAUAAUCUUAAUAAACACACACUGAUACAUUAUGUGUAAAAAUAAACAAUUAACUUUCAACAGAAUCAUGAAUGAGAAUUCUGAUUUGUAACUUUUACAACGAAAUAUGAAAGAACACUUCAACUUAAAAAAAUAAUAAUAUUCAUUUGAAUAACAAUUAUUCCCUUGGCAAGAAGAAAGCUAGCAAAUGUGCGAAGUGAUUAAAUAACAUAGUAAUCGCGGUAACAAAUUGAAGACUGCUUUCGUUAUUUCUCUAAUUACUAAAACUUACAAAAGAAAUAUUCUGAUUUGUUCAGUGCUGAGAGAUCAUCAAGAAUUACAUAACGAUAAACUUCGCUUCCGAAUAGAUUGUCGUGAUAGUUCGUAGAAGCUGGUUCAAAUUGUCCAAAUCUCCGACAGUAUUAUUUACAAGACACUUCACAUGAUCCACAUUUACCAAAUACUUAAAUAAUUUCUUAGUGUAUCUACUAGUAAUACCAUGUUCCAGGUGUGUUGACGAAUUCUGUAUUUCAACAAGGACGCUUAUAUUCAUAAGAGUAUAGAUUCCAUUAUCCUAUGGAUCUUUAAUCAUUUCAUUUUAAUUAUUCGGGAUCAUAGAAAUCAGUUCACUCACUUUGUUGAUAUCGCAAGAUUAACCGAGCCUUCGGCAGUGAAUCAUUGUUUGUUUUAUUAUUCUUAUACCAAUUUACAAGAAUGUCCAAGCUGUGUAAAAAUAAGUAGUGGAGACGUAUUCGUAGCUUUUCCUUGUAGAUGUGUUAUUGUUUAUUUCCAUCUUCAAACGAACCACUGAGAAGUUUACGGUUCUUCUUUCUUUACCUACUGAUGCUCCAAAAAAGUAUGAUAGGAUGUAAUUUAAGUGUUUCGAUUGUCUGAAUGAAUACCUUUUUAUUAUGAAGACAUUCAGCAUCAGCAAACAGUUUGACAAAUUCUGUUACUGAGUUUUUCUUCUCAAUGUUAACUGUAGAGUUGGAAGAUGAGGCUAAAGCAAUUAAUUGGUGGUUUAUUCCUGGACAAAAACAAUCUAGUCGUCUAUUUGCCUUGUGGAAUCGAACAGCAGGUGAUUGUCUGCUAGAUAGCGUUUUACAGGUUAGUGCUUGGUGAAUUAAUUACUCUUCAUUUAAAAGAACAACUAUGCAAAAUAGUCAAAUGCUCUUUACAUUUGUGUAUGAAAUUAUUCUAAACGGUUGUUGUAUUGUAAAAUAGAGAAGUAACAUUUUCAGUUUGCUUACCAAAAAAAUCAGGUUUCCCAGUUUAAAUCACGAUCUGAUUGUCGUUGAACCAACGUUAAAAACCUGGAAGUACUAGACGGUCGUUUUGUCCUAGUAUGGGACUCCUAAGCGCUGAGCAUUCAUGACCACACAUCCAAGAAUGGAACCCAGAACCUUUGGUCCCGUGGGCGAACUCUUAACCUCUAGACCACUGAGCCAGCCCUCAAUGGCGUUCAUGUCUAACUCCAAUGAAUCCACGUUGUUACACAACCCUCAUGCAUGUUUCUUCAAGUUUUUUUUACCAAGAUUACAAAUGAUAAGUUAAAAAUACACUGGUACUUUCUCAGGACUUCUGCCCACACCUUAGAUUCAUCUAACAGUGUGCAAAAUCUAAUGCUCCUGAAAUGAUUACUUUCAACUUUGUACAAAAUACCUGGUCUCGAGUUGCAGAUUUUUAUUAAGCUUCUGGAUACAUGGUGGUGAGAGAAUGUAAAAUUGAAAUACAAUAUAUGAACUAUUCUUUAACUGAAAUUAUUGCGUUUGCUCAUAACCUCUUUGUGUCAUGUUGUUUUUAUGCAGUUUCAGUUAUUCUAAAUACUUUCUAGUAAACAAAGUGAUUGAAUUGUGAAUGGAUAUAUCUUCUGUUUUAGGCUUGUUGGGGAGUAUUUGAUAGAGAAAAUUGUCUACGUCGCACACUCGCUGACAGUCUUCAGAAUUGUGAAGCAAAUUUUUAUCCACGCUGGCGCGACUACGAAGCAUUACAAGCUGCAUGUCAUUAUAUUUUAGAUGAAGAUCAAUGCCGAAGGGACUGGGAAAAUGUACUAACAGCGGCAUGUCAACCACGUAAGGUUACUAAUAGGAUUAUGUCAUAGAGAUUGGAUUGUUCUACGCUUUUUUAUUUUUUAAGAGUUUAGUCAAGAUUCAUAAUGGUAGUACCACUCAUGUGUCAUCUUCCAUUGGUUACUGAAAUGCUUGACUUUUACUGAUAGUUAAACUUUGUAUGCUUAUCAAUCUCUGAAGUCUUGUUUUAUGUAUACUGAAUUUGGUUUAACUUUCAUAUCUUCUGCAUACCCAACACUAUCCUCUCUAGUUACACUAACAUAUUUUGCAAUCGAUCGGUGUAGCAUGGAAACUUCCAUUUCUCAAACUUUCAAUUGAAAUAUCAAUGAGUCAGAUGAUCGGUUACAAUCACUGUUUAUCAAUGUGAUUUCUAACUCAUGUGAUUAUACAAGAUAAAGUACAAAACCACUAUGUACCACACUUUUUAAAUACCAAAAGUUACGUAACUAAGAUAUUUUUAACAAAACUAAGUAACUUAUUUGCGUUUGACAAUAACUAAUUAGUCGAAACAUAACAACACGUAUAAAAAUGUCAUAGAACAGUUGUUUGAUAAAUACUGCCUAAAAUAUAUAAACUAAUUUACUUAUAAAUAAUUAUGUAAUGCAGUAUUUUCCUUCUUUUCUCAACGUCAACAACUUUGUAAAUUUAAUUACCAGUGAGGCUGCAAGAAUGUAUACAUUCCAAAGACUUACCGCAUUAGUAGUGCUGAAAAACAUCAUAACGUACUUGAUUGAAUUAGUGAUUGAUAUGUAGUGAGGGGAGCCACCUGGCGUCAUAAAGUUUAACUCCCCAAUUCUGCCUUGCAUGUUAUCUGUUUAACUAUCAACGCUAACAUUUGAAUCUGUUGGUGCAUUUCGAAUCUCUGAAUGAAUUCCAAAAGACCCUACUUCUGAUUAACUCUCUUAUUUUAUUGAUCAUGUUUAAAGCCAGUAAUAGUUGUGAUUUAAUUUCAAGCAGUCUUUUAACUCAUGCAAUACUUCAAAUUGUAAAAUAAAGUAACGCAAACUUUUUAAAAUUUAUUUCCAUCGAUCUACUGGCUUUCUGUAAAAUCAACCUAUAUAGUCUGUAUACUACUAGCAGAAACAAGUAAUCAAAGACUAUAUUUUAUGGACUGGGUGGGGUUGAUGACUCCAAUUUAUGUAAUCGUUUGUAGGGGAAAAUCUGCUCAAGUAAAUGGACUCUACGUACAAAACUUUAUUAAGAUUUAUCCAAAAAAUAAUUAACUAUUUAAGUUAUAGGUGAUGAUACAGUUAUCGUCUUCGUGUAUGACUUUGUUGCUACUCCUUUCGUUUGCUCUCCUUUUUCUUUUUCUUCCUCUUCUUAUCAUUAUUACUACUUUACCUCUUGAUUAAUAUGGUUUUAUUCUAGAGAAGAAAACCUCUUCAACAUACAUAUCUCUGGAUGAUUCCUUUCAAAGUUGGAAAUAGUCAAAUAUAUUUAUUGUCCCUAGUUACAAACACUUCAUCUUAUUUGUUGUUUGAGAAUUUUUCAAAGAAUCACAUAAUGAAUAAGUGGUAUUUUAAUUUAAUUUAGAAAUUUAUUAGUAGUAGUGAAUAAGUUAUAUAGAAUAAACAUUUUCCAAAUAGUUGAUUAUUGAAAAUUGCAUAAAUCCCAUUCAUUUCAAUCCUCAAGUUUAAAUUUAAAAGAAAUCAAUGCAAUUUAUCAUUUACUAGUUUAUUUUAUUGACUUCAAUGUGAAUUAUGAAAGUAAAUGUUUCCCUAGAAACUAGUGAAUACACUUUUAAAAUAAAAUUUUCAUGUAAAUACACAUAAAGUGAAUGUCCAUUUGUAUAAUGUUUUGUGUAUUUAUUUGUGAUUGUCGAUUAUAAAUUUCACCAAUUACUCUUCAUUCAGAUGAAGCUUUAGAACAAAUCCAUAUAUUCGCUUUAAGUCAUGUCCUUCGCCGACCAAUUAUUGUAUAUGGUGUAAAGUACAUAAAAAAUUAUCGUGGUGAACCAAUAGGGAUAGCUAAUUUUCAAGGUUAGUUUAUUAUCCUGCCUGUAUCUUAUGUAUAAGUGCUAAUUUUUAUCAGAUCAGUUCUUCAAUCAUCACCGUAUCCUUGAAAUAUAUUUUUAACCAUCAUCACCAUACAUUUACUGUCAUGUGAUAUUGAUGUACUAUCAAGGAUUUUUUGCAAAGUUUAAUGGCUUACUAUACUAUUUGACAUUUAAAUUGUUAAUAUCAUUGCUUCUAAAUUAUUUCUUCUUAAGUAGUGAAUAAUAGUAACUAACAGUAGAAUAAAAGGGGUAUAUUUUAACUUCAUUAGCUAAAUAUUAUUUUUCAUCUUGUUAAUUUUAGGUUUUGUUCGCACUCCUUAAAAUGCCCACAUUAUAGUAGUUACCUCAUGUGUUAUUAUUUGUUAGAAAGACAAAGUUUUUUAUAGUGUGAAAGUAAACAUUUGCACUCGGCGGUAUGCGGGUAUAUUCUGUUCUCCCACUUUUGAAUGAAAAAAAAACAGACUACCGCUUUCAUUAAUAGGCAUUCCAAAACCAUAGUCAAUAAUCGACAUAUUUAUACUCAUAAGCAAAA
Messenger RNA from Schistosoma haematobium, 7375 nucleotides. RefSeq names its product Ubiquitin thioesterase Zranb1, variant 3. Gene Ontology annotation, biological process: protein K48-linked deubiquitination; protein deubiquitination involved in ubiquitin-dependent protein catabolic process; protein K11-linked deubiquitination. Gene Ontology annotation, molecular function: K63-linked polyubiquitin modification-dependent protein binding; cysteine-type deubiquitinase activity. The coding region runs from base 777 to 1607 and encodes 276 amino acids. Lineage: Eukaryota; Metazoa; Platyhelminthes; Trematoda; Strigeidida; Schistosomatidae. The transcript is spliced from 5 exons. The record is from RefSeq and is a predicted model, not a curated record. Gene Ontology annotation, cellular component: nucleus; cytoplasm.